GGGGAGGGCAGGCCCAUGAGUAGGCAAUGCACAAACUAGUCAAAACUCAGUCUCUCACCCCCCUGCCUGCGGACUGAAGCAGUCGCUGGAGUUUCUUCGACGUCUGCUUUUAGUGCUUUCUGUAAGCACCGGGGUUUUAGGUCAAGAGCCCGAGCAGCCUCUGGACAGAAAAGAGGGGGGGGAAGUUUGAAAACAUUUCCAGGUAUCCUGCGCAAAACGAAGGAUUUAAUGCUGAACUUCUGAAAGUUGUGAAUGCAUGAGGUGGACUGAUUGACUCCAGACUGCUUUUGUCUACUAAUUUCUCUAAUAAGCAGCAAAAGGCUUUAGUCGCUCCGGUUGCGCUCCCCACGCGCAGCGCGUUUGUUUGCGCUCUUGUCAAACUUAUCGAAAGUUUAAUUGACACCUGUUGCGUGACGCCGUCAUACACUGAAGCGCGGUACGUUUAUCAAAACUUUCAACCGUUUUCACCGAGUGACUUUCGCGGAGCCUUUUUUAUUCUCACUAUGGACAGCGCCGGACUGUUUUGGAGUAUGUCUUUGGUUUUCUAAGUGAAUGAAACACUGGAAACUCUAGUGCCAAGUUAAAUUGUUCGGAGGUGGAAUUGUCUAAUAUUUUCUGAAGUUACUCCUACUUUGUAUGCGCUUCACAAGAACAUCACGCAGAGCCAGAAGACCAGGUUCAGCUGUCAGGACUUCAGCUCUGGAACUUUUUUGGAGACGGAUAGAUCGACAUCUGCUAACAAGUGUGCAAAGCCAUCUUUCCCUGAAGUCUUUCCUAUUGACGGACAAGCUGUUCAACCAAUAAAGCACAGGUUUUUGCUCGGGAUACAUCUUUCUUCCAUUUCGACAAUCAACUUUGAUCCAACUUCCAAGAACUUCCAUCUGAGGAGGCGCUUUGCAUUUCAAUUUCUUGGAGGAGGAAGGAUGGAUGUGAGAAUGAACCAAGGACACCUACUUCUGGCAGUGACCCUCAUCGUCUGCAACUCACAGCUGCUGGUGGUCGCCAACUCGUGGUGGUCAUUAGCCAUGAACCCCAUCCAGAGACCGGAGAUGUACAUCAUUGGAGCACAGCCUCUGUGCAGCCAGCUGACGGGCCUAUCUCAGGGUCAGAGGAAGCUCUGCCAGCUCUAUCAGGACCACAUGGUUUAUAUUGGAGAGGGGGCGAAGACGGGCAUCAAAGAGUGCCAGUAUCAGUUCAGACAGAGGCGAUGGAACUGCAGUACAGUGGACAACACGUCAGUGUUCGGCCGUGUCAUGCAUAUAGGCAGCCGAGAAACAGCUUUUACAUACGCCGUCAGCGCAGCGGGUGUUGUGAAUGCUGUGAGUCGAGCGUGCCGUGAGGGUGAGCUUUCCACCUGCGGCUGCAGUCGAGCGGCUCGUCCCAGAGACCUGCCCAGAGACUGGCUGUGGGGCGGCUGCGGGGACAACGUCAACUAUGGCUACCGCUUCGCCCGGGAGUUUGUGGACGCUCGUGAACGUGAGAAGAACUACCCACGCGGAUCGGUGGAACACGCACGCACGCUUAUGAAUCUGCAGAACAAUGAAGCCGGAAGAAUGGCGGUGUAUAAUCUAGCGAAUGUGGCCUGCAAGUGUCAUGGCGUCUCAGGCUCGUGCAGCUUGAAAACCUGCUGGCUCCAGCUGGCCGACUUCCGGCGUGUUGGAGAAUUCCUGAAGGAGAAAUACGACAGCGCCGCCGCCAUGCGCAUUAACCGACGUGGAAAACUAGAGCUGGUCAAUAAUCGAUUCAACCCACCGACAGGUGAAGAUCUGGUCUACAUCGACCCCAGCCCGGAUUACUGCCUGCGCAAUGAAACCACUGGGUCUCUGGGCACCCAAGGCCGCCUAUGCAACAAGACCUCGGAGGGUAUGGACGGCUGCGAGCUCAUGUGCUGCGGCCGCGGGUACGACCAGUUCAAGACCUACAAACAUGAGCGCUGCCACUGCAAGUUCCACUGGUGCUGCUAUGUCAAGUGCAAACGCUGCACGUCACUCGUAGACCAGUUUGUGUGCAAGUAGCAGACGUGAGAACUGGGGGACAGACGCACUGAGCAAUUAAGCAGGAGAAGAAACGGGACCCUUAACGGACCCAGAGGGGCAACUUAGAGAUAAUUAAAUGUAAAAAUGAUAUAUUAAAUAGCAACAAAUUAAAAUAAGUAUAUAAAUAAGUGUACGUGUGCCGUUGAUAGUAAUUUAAUGACCUGAGGAUCCACGUUGGACGUCAUUGAUGAAAAAGGAGGCACCGGUGUGAUGCAUUCCGGCUCAAGCUGUGUUUCUCUCAUAAAGAGAGGAAGGAACUCUUGACUUGUGCUACAAGAAACUCUUUAGAGACUCGAGGAAAAGGCGCAGAAAUAGGAUGGGGAACAUCAAGGGCGCAUCACCCACCCAUUGCCUUCCAAUUCAUAAACACACACACACACUCCACCUUGCUGAUGUCAGAGCUCUUAAGAACUUUCGGAAUGCGGAAUUCUCGGACGCUGCGUUCUGUGAGGUCAUAAUGAUCUCAGAGAUAUGGCCAGAACAGAAUGCUGCCUGUUUACCCGUCGCACGAGCGUUUCCUCCUGGAGAGACGUGUGAAAGAUGAAAGCAGGAAUGCUGAGUCCAACACUUUUGCACACACUAAAAAUCCUUCCAUUAUCCUUCAUGUGGUGAAAGUGAUGCAUUUCAGGGUCUUUCGUAUAGACGCUCUUAAAUAUAUAGGUUCCAACAGAGGGUUUUUGCAGUUCUAUAGAAUGAUCUAUUUCUUAGUGUGAAGACAUUUUUAACAUUUUCCAUUUAAAAAAAAAAAGCUUGUGUGGAAUGAAAAGGUUGUGUGGAUGUUAAAAGUUCUUCAUAGAACCAGUGAUCGCCAACUAAAGGGACAGUUCACCCAAAAAAUUAAAAGUCUGUCGUUGUGUUACAACAUGUUACAAACCUGCAGUGGUGGAAAGAGUACUGAAAAAUCAUACCUAAGUAAAAGUACCAUUACUUUCCUAAAAAUGUUGUGCAAGUAAAUAUUACACAAAGGAUGACCUUUCAAAAGUACUCAAGAGUAGUGAAUAGUGAGUAUUACUCUGUAAAAAGCUGAUGCAUUUACAUGUAAUUUGUGGAUGUGUGUAAACGUAACAUUCUGAAGUGCAUUUGGUUAUUUCCCAGCAGACACACAAUGUCAUAAGAAGUUAAUAUUAGGUUAGAUUUAGGUUGUGAUGUCAGCGUCUAAGGACAAUAUUUUGAUGUCCAAUAAUGAUGUCAAAUGAUGUUGAUAUUUGGUUGAUUUUAGGUUGUGUUAGAAAGUGACCAAAAUCCAACAUCAAGCCAACAUCUUAAAUUGACGUCAAGAACUGACAUUUAUUCGUCAGGUAUGGCAACCAAAAUCCAACGUCUGAUAGACGUCAUAGUGGUAACAUGCCCACAAUGUCACAUCAUUAGACGUUGAUAUUUGGUUGAUUUUAAUUUGGAUGUUGGACAUUGACGACGGACUGACAUUGGGUUUUGAUGUCAACCCUAUUUUCAUUUCCAAACAAAAUGCAAUGUCCCCUCGACGUUGUGGUACAAUGUCAAUCUGACGUCAUGUUGACGUCUUGUGCCUGCUGAGUGUUUAAGGCUAUUUCGGUCAUCAUACAGUAAACAUCUGUCAUCCUUUCAUCAGUGACAUGCAUCUAACAGUCUCUGGGUCAAUGCAUGUAAAGAUUUUGGACGUCUUCUUGGGACACUUUUAAUGCUUCCAAAUAGUUUGCUAAAUGUAUAAAGCGCACAUGUCUUGAGGUGGUUCGUUAUGAUGAGAUUUACCUUCUGCGAUUUGAUUGGACAGGAAGCACAGGACUGAUUGUUCUAAUUCCCAUUGACAAGAAAAGAUAAAGUAGUGACUGCAGGUUGAAGGAAAGUAGUGGAGUAAAAGUACCAACACAGCACUAUAAAGUAAAGGUAGACAUUUUUAAAACUACUUAGUAAAGUACAAUUCCUGAGAAAAACUACUACAGUCGUUUGAGUAUUUGUAGCUGCUUUACACCACUGCAAACCUGUUUGAGUUCCUUUCUUGUUGGAAACCUGUAACUGUUGACAUCUGUAGUAGGGAAGCCAAUGGUUACAGGUUUCCAACAUUCUUCAAAAUAUCUUCACUUGUAUUCAACAGAACAAAAAAAACUCAAACUAGUUUGGAACAAGUCAAGGGUGAGUAAUUGAUUGAGAAAUUUUCAUUUUUGGGUGAACUGUUUCUUCAAGAACCUUUAUUUUUAAGAGUGCAUCUUGAAAUCAGUCUAGAACCGAGAAUAUUGUUUGUUCUGUCACAUUUUUUUUCUUUUUUUUGUGUUAAAACUGUUCAAAGCCUUAUGGUUAUGAAAGUGUGUCUGGUAACAAAAAAAAUAUCGGGGGGAUGGGAGUCAAGGCUACGUGAUAAGGACUGCAAAACUAUUAUAGUAACCAAAUACUAGUGGUUCAGAUUAUAUUUUAUUAAUUGCUUCUCAUUUUAUACAUCAUAUGUAUUGUUCUGAUUAUUAUUUUUUGAUAAAAAGAAGCUUUUUACUGGGGAUUUAUAUGCUAGCAGAGACACUAUUACUGGCCACUGGAUGGAAUGAGUGAUCAGAGCGGAACUCUGCCAUCGUCAGAACAAAACAAUGAGCUCUUUUGUUCAUUCCUGAAUGCUUUGGAGGAAAACUACACUUGUAAAUAUAUAACAGUCCGUCAUAUAUGCAGAUAACACUUACCAUUUCACUCCAAAAAAAAAAAAGAGAGAAAAAAACGUUUUAUUUUUGCUGCCCUGUGAUCAUAUGCUUGUUGUGUGUAUUCCCACCUCAUUCAAACCAGUAAUAUUAAAAAAAUAUAUGAAUAGU
Danio rerio (zebrafish) is the source of this 4804-nucleotide messenger RNA. The record is from RefSeq and is a predicted model, not a curated record. Lineage: Eukaryota; Metazoa; Chordata; Actinopteri; Cypriniformes; Danionidae.